Contarinia nasturtii (swede midge) is the source of this 848-nucleotide messenger RNA. RefSeq lists its product as uncharacterized. The transcript is spliced from 2 exons. The record is from RefSeq and is a predicted model, not a curated record. NCBI's taxonomy places the organism in Eukaryota, Metazoa, Arthropoda, Insecta, Diptera, Cecidomyiidae. Bases 85 to 792 code for a protein of 235 amino acids.
AUUCAUUUUUUGAUUGAUAUUGUUGUAUAUAAGUACAGUGUGCAUUUCAAUAUUUCGAGCCUAAGAUAAAACUUUUUUGACAAAAUGGAGCUUUUGAUCAGCAUUCUGUUUGCGGCAACAAUAUUUACGUUUGGUAACGAUUGGGCAUUUGCUGUAAGUGAUAAAGAGCUGUUGAAUAUAAAACUGGAUCAAGAUUAUAAAAAAUUUGAAACUCAAGUUAAUAACGUAAUAAAAAAUUUGAAAAAUCUUAAUGCAAACGAUAAACGAUUCAACAGCGUACUGGUCGCCGUUGAUUUGCUUAAGAAUAAUUUGUUUGAAUUUUACGUAUUGUGUAAAGAAAAAAUGCCACACGCGAGCCAAAAUAAUGAAGUUUAUCAAUUAUCGGUUCAUCAAGCUUAUUUACAAUUUCAAAAGGACCACGAAAAAGAAAUGAAACAAAAACCAAAAAGAUCGAUGGAAGAAAAUCUCAAACUGUACUAUAGCUUCUUCAGAAAAUAUCGUCUUGUUAUAUCCCAAAUUUUGGUGGAUUUGCACAAUGAGUUAGAAAAACGCACUGAUUUUGCAUCAAAACUAGCAGUCAGCUUAAAAACAAAAAAGGAUCUGGAGGCAAUCGCUGAGAAGGCCAGUGAUGCACUAAUAUUGGAACGUGGAACUAUGUUUGCAACUCGUCAUCAAAUCAACAAUCUCAUCAAUAUACCGGAACGAAUCGCCACAAUUCUAGAAGAUUUUUUGACACAAUUAAAAAACACAGCAUCCGAAGGUUAUACAUUGGCAACAGCAUGGAACUUGUAAAGAAAAAUAUAUUUUAAAUUGUCAAUAAAACAUAUUUACACAUAAACAUUACACUA